Zootermopsis nevadensis is the source of this 2567-nucleotide messenger RNA. It is a transcript of the gene Tmem214, whose product is annotated as Transmembrane protein 214. Gene Ontology annotation, cellular component: endoplasmic reticulum; Golgi apparatus. The record is from RefSeq and is a predicted model, not a curated record. Lineage: Eukaryota; Metazoa; Arthropoda; Insecta; Blattodea; Termopsidae.
AGCAUGUUCAUUCCGCAAAACGGAACAUGCCACGAAACAUCCGGGUAGCGGGUAGUAUGUUGUUGGCAAUAAUCUGUGAGUGUAUGUGACAGCGUAGCGAAGUGGAUGUUCGAUGUCAACAAGUGUGUUUCAUUUACAGUUAAUUCGCAAUUAAAACGGGUGUAUUUCCAAAGUUUGUAUAAUGUCCGGGCAGUGGGAAGUAGUUGGCAAAAACAAACAGAAACAAAGUGGGCAAACUUUGAAAAGAUUGUCUAAAAGUGAAAGAAAGAAGUUUGUUGAAAAUGCACCGAAAGUGGAAGAUAUAUGUAAGUUGUUACGUCUCUCUUCGACUAAAGCGUAACGUUAAGGAAUACAUGCCAUUAGCCGAAGUCAAAACCCUAUAUACCACACUGGAUAAUGACAAAGAAAAUCAUAAACCCUCAGGUAAAGAAACUAACCUUAGAGAAAAUGAGGCGAAGAAAGCACAAAAGAAACAGCCGGUGAAAAAAAAGGAAGUAAAAGAAAAACCACCAACUCCAAAGUCAUUGGAAAUGGCAGUAAGAUUGAUUGAUGUGGAUGAACUAGCAAAUGAACUGGAGAUUGGCCAGGCUCGUUUCCAGGAUGCACCACUGAUGUGGCUGAAAGGAUUGGCUGAAUAUCUGAAUGUUAAACUAGAGCACAGUAAUCCUGUGCUUAAUCCCAAAGCUAUUGACUAUCCGCUGUGUGUGCUGUCUGGUGAGAUUCGGGAUGUCCUCAGACGAGCAUUCAAGGAUGCCGGGGAAGCAGCUGUCCAGCACUUUUUCCAUAUAUGUCUUACUGCCAUGGCUGAUGACAUGAUCAGAGGUAGUUCAUUGAUAUAUGGAUAUAAAAUAAUGCUGCAACUAUUAGCGUACCAGAAUCCAAGCAUUACAGUCUCAAACAUUCAAAAAGUGACAGCACUUCGCAAUUCUUACCAAAACCGUCAGCCAAUUGGACUUGCAAUCUUGUGGGCAUUGGGUCAAGGAGGAACGAAAGAUAUACAGAUUGGUUUGAAAGUGUGGUUGGAUGUUAUGGUACCAGUGAUGGACAUGAGGAACUAUACCAGUUUUGUUGUCAACUAUCUUAAAGACAUCCUCACCCAUAGCCCACAAGGCAGGCCAGUGAACCAUGAGCAGUUUUUUGCUGUGCUUGAUGUUAUCCACUCACCAACAAGCAAUCUGCCCAAUGAUAUUCGACAGAAAUUGCUUUCUCUCAUUCCUUCCCUUAGGGUUCGGGCAAUAAAAGCAGACCCUGAGAAGAGAUUACGUAAUUUCUUUGAGCCACUUCUCCUGAGACUGGAGCCAUCUGCAUCAGGAACACUCAAAGAAGAGCUGUUGAUGUGUUUGGUGAUGUGUCUAAAUAGUGAUCAACAUUGUUACAGUACCUGGAGGCAGCUGUACACUAAACACCUCCCUCAGUCAGCAAUUUUACUUGCCCAUAUUGACAGUCACUGGGGUGCUAUUAAGGAACAUGUGGUGAAAAUGCUUAGUGAGACGCUUUCUACAUUCCAAGUAACCAAUGAAGAGCUGAGAAAGGACAAACAUAAAGAUGAACAACAUUUAACACUUUGCCAACAUUCCUGUGGGGAACUUCUGAAGAAGAUGACUGUAUCAAGAACAUUCCCAUGGAAACUUGGAAGUUUCCUGUUGCUGUUAGCAAUUGCUGGACUCCUUUCAUAUGACAUCAGGAAACAUGGAUCAUUCCAUUCAUCAAGUUCAGGUCGCUUUCUGAAUGACAUUGGUGCUCUCCAGUAUGGUGAACAUGCAUGGGCAAAAACAAAAUUUUAUUCAGAUAAAUCUUUCCGUUGGGCUGAAGCAAAUAUUCCACUUUAUUGCAAGAUAGCUGGUGACCAUGCCAGGCCAUAUCUGGAAUUGGCAUGGGAUGUUUGCUUGGUGGUAGGUCAUCAGUUACACACCAUGUACGAAAAUGUUCAUGCGUAUGUUGAGGAAAAGACUCCUGCAGUUAUCAAAUUUAUCAACCACUAUGCCCCAGGGUUAUUGGAUAAAGUGAAGGUACAUUCCAUUGAAGCCUGGGAAUUAGCCAAGCAGAGCGCUUUAAUCCUGAGGCAGUUUUUUCUUCGGUACUCAUACAUAGGACUAGAGUGGUUCAAAACUAAUGUCUUUGUUGGUAACUUGUCUCCAGAGAAUCUUCAGAAAUACUCGAUGGAAGCGCUGAACACCACACAGGUUUAUGCUGUAUGGACAUAUGAUUGGGUGUGUCAGAAAGUGCAGACAUUAUCAAAAGUUCAGUGAGUGAGUGAGGUGGGACUGUUUGAUUGUUAAAAAUUUAGUGGUCUUCAGUCUUAUUUCUGAAAUUUAAAACAGGUUGUAAGAAUAAAAUAUAUUUGGAUAGAUAUAGUUUUGAUUUUGUAUGUCUUUUGUUUGCAUGAUUUUAAAGUGAUAAAUUUGUUGGGAACAUGUAGGUUGUGCUGUAUGUUAGGAACUAAAACAAGGUGUAUGUAAUUAAAUAUUAUUGUAACUGUGCUGCAUACAGUUUUGUCAUUUAAGUGUAUCAUUUUAUGUACAUGUAAAAAAUAAUAAAUUAACUCAGAGUUACAUAAUUAUAUUGAA